AUGCAGGGCACGCCCGGGGACUGGGGCCCUGAAUCCCCCGCUCCUGCAGCCAUCAUGAAGCGCCUGUGGAGCAGCCGGCGUGCACGACCCUCCCAGCCGCACCUGAAGUGGGUCCCCAUCCUGGGGGAGCUGCAGAAGACGCUGCAGAGGGGAGAGUACUUGCCCCUCCGCCCACUGCCCAUGUUCGAGAGUAACUUUGUCCAGGUGACAAGCAGUGGGGGCCCCGUGUUCGUGCACCACAGAGCCAACAGACUGACUAUGGGCGUGGCGGCCUCCCUGCCUGGCCUGGUGCUCCCUGACACCCUGCUCAUCGCCCGGCCCCCAGAGGGCCGAGACCGCUCCAGCCUGCUGCUGUCCAGGAUGAUCCCGCUGGACCUCGUCCACCUCUACGUCCACAACAUGCACAGCUGGCGCCUGAAGCUGCGCCUGGCCACUGGCCGCUACUACUACCUGGAGCUGGACGCCCCAGACCACGAGCUGGGCUUCCUGUUCGACCGCUGGAUCUACCUCAUCAACCUGCUCCGGGAGCCAGCCACCACCUGGGCCCCCAGGACCUUGCACCUCCCACCCCCGGGCCAGCCCUUAGAUGCAGCCCCUGCCUCCACCUGGCGCCUCCAGGUGCGACCCCAACCCAAUGAGGAGGUGUGUGUGCCCACCUUUCCUUACAAGACGCCAGCUGCUCAGAAUCAAAAGGCCAAGGCCCUCAAGCGCACUUUCAAGUCCCAGGCUGUGGGGGGUUCGAUGCCAACCAUGUGGCCAAGGCUGGAGCGUGCUGACAUUAAGAAGAAAGACCUGAGAAAGCAGUCACACCCAGAGGCCAGAUCAGACAGGAAUAUCACCCAGAUCCAACUUCCAGACAAGACCAGCAUCACCAUCCGCACCAUCUUCAGCAUCAUCUCCAAUACCAUCAACCAGUCACACUCGUCCUCCAAGGCUUGCAUGUCUGACUCGGAGGGAGCCCUGGGCCCGCGGGGCUUGAUUGAGACCCCAGUGCACUGCAUCUCCAGCAACAGGACCGAGCUCCCCUUCCUGGACUCCUGUGACCACCUGGACAUGCUUCUCUGGCACCAGGACCUGGACGAGCUCAUGGACCCUGAGUCCAGCACUGUGACAUCCUCCUCCCUGGGCCCUUACCUGGGCUCUCCUGCCCUCCACCUCUUCCCACCCCACCCCUCUGCCCUCAGGUCUGGCAAAAAGGCUACGCCUAAAGUCUUUCAGCCCCAGGGACCCCCGCCCACCAAGAAGGCUCCCUCAGCCCCUAGGGCUCCCUUCACCAAGGAGCAGCCUGGGAGGGGGGCGGCUGCCUCCCUUCACACACCAUUCCAGAAGGCCCCAGCUGUAGCUGGGCUCCCUCAUAAGGCCCCCCCUGGAUCAGCUGUUCCCCAGAAAACCCCAGCCCUCCAAAACUCCUCUUUGAAGGUCCCUGUUGUCCCUGCCCUGCCCCAGAAGGCUCUGCCCCAGCCCCAGAAGGGGCCACAGGCCUCUGCUGUGACCCGGAAACCCCUGGCACCCCCUGCCUCCAGGAAGGAACCUGUGGUCCCGCCCACCCCUUGGGCCUCACCACCACCACCAGAUCCGGCCGGGGCAGAUGCCAUCAUCUCCGAAGAACAUAAGCUGGAGGGGGCCCCAUCUAGAGGGAAACUUGAACAAGUGGUAUUUUGGGGUGCCCAGGGAACGCAAGUGGUGGAGGUGAGGACCACGACCAGGUCCCUGGAGCUGCCCCAUGCCAAAGCCAAGAAGGAGUCCAAGGAGCUCCUCAUUAGCCGCACGAGAGAGCUGGCCCUGGAGGCCCUUGAGGGCAGGGAGAAGCUGGAGAACGCGGUGCACAAGGUGAAGGAGGAGGUGGUGCUGGACCUGCCCAACCUGAGGUCCAAGGAGGUGGAGCAGAGGCAGCGGUGGGUGCAGACUCAGGAGGUGGUGCUCAGGGGUCCCCUGAAGGAGCACAACAGGCCCUUCUCCAUGGAGGGGAUCGCCCUCGCCAAGCUGAUCAUCGCAGCCAGCUCCAGAGAGGAGCACCCCAAGCCUGCCCACGUCACACUGUCCUCCUGGCUCUCCACGGACGCCCCGACCUUCCCUAUGCCUGCGGCUGACCUGCCCCUCUGCCCCAGCCAGCUGUCUCUGCUGAAGAUGCCAGCGAAGGCUGAGGACCAGCCCCCCACUGGGGAGGAGGACACCCCGCGGUGGAUGGACACCCAGCCACUCAGGGACCCCGUGGGGCCUUCCACAGGGCCCACCAGCAACCUGCCUGUAUCUGACAACACGCAGAUAGUCAGGUCCUCCCAGUGGGAGGACCUGCCACAAGAACCCUCCACCUCCAGGGUUGGGGCAUUGGCUGGGACAAUCCCAGAGGAGAAGACACUGGAGGAGCCAGGCCUGGCUCAGCCUUCAGCCAGCAAGCAUCUCCAUCCAACACUUUAAGCAGCAGGUUGCCACUGCCCUCAGUCAGCAAACUGUCCGGAGGGGCCCAGAGGGGCCGGG
Dipodomys spectabilis (banner-tailed kangaroo rat) is the source of this 2478-nucleotide messenger RNA. It is a transcript of the gene Garin5b, whose product is annotated as family with sequence similarity 71 member E2. Gene Ontology annotation, cellular component: nucleus. The record is from RefSeq and is a predicted model, not a curated record. The transcript is spliced from 9 exons. NCBI's taxonomy places the organism in Eukaryota, Metazoa, Chordata, Mammalia, Rodentia, Heteromyidae. Bases 1 to 2418 code for a protein of 805 amino acids.